This is a messenger RNA of Maniola jurtina (meadow brown), 2101 nucleotides long. Its product is annotated as glucose dehydrogenase [FAD, quinone]-like. The transcript has 5 exons. The record is from RefSeq and is a predicted model, not a curated record. Gene Ontology annotation, molecular function: ecdysone oxidase activity; flavin adenine dinucleotide binding. The coding region runs from base 204 to 2069 and encodes 621 amino acids. NCBI's taxonomy places the organism in Eukaryota, Metazoa, Arthropoda, Insecta, Lepidoptera, Nymphalidae.
UUUGUAAAUGAAUAAACACAAGUGGCGCUAACGGCUAAUCUGGUGCGGGAUACCGCCGGUUACGUGCGGGUGUGCGGGGCGUACCCCGCCUCAUACUCCCAUCUCAACCAGUCGCGGACUAUAGGUACAUAUUAUAAGUCGCGAAUAUCAAGAGUCCAAGUCAUCAGCCAGUCCAGUCCAAGUUACUGCGACAUCAGCACACCAUGUCGUGCCUGAGCAGCCCAUGCCCGAUGAGUCAGGGUGCAGCUGGAAGCACCUUCGCGAGUCUGGUGACGCACAUGCUCGCUGCUCAGUGUCUUAUCACUGAACCCUGGCCUGACGACCAUAGUCAUCGUGUUCAAGAUGGAGAUACGUUUGACUUUAUCAUCGUGGGUGCAGGAACAGCUGGUUCGAUCCUCGCGCAUCGACUCACGGAAGUUCCACACUGGAAAGUGUUGCUGAUUGAAGCUGGUGGUGACCCUCCAAUUGAAAGCAUUAUUCCAAAUUUUUCGGGAGCCACACACAGAAGUGACCAAGUGUGGCAGUAUUUCACUGAAAGAGACGAUUCAACAAAUAGAGGCUGCACUGAUGGAAAAUCAUUCUGGCCAAGAGGAAGAAUGCUGGGAGGCACUGGCUCUAUCAACGGACUUCUUCAUAUGAAGGGAAGUCCUGGGGAUUACAAACCUUGGCAUAUCACUGAUGGUGACGGAUGGGACUGGUCGUCGAUCCGCAAGUCGUUUAUGAAAAGUGAAAAAAUGAUUGAUCCUUUCAUCCUGAACGAUCCAGAUUUGAGGAAAAAUCAUGGUACCAACGGCGAGUUCAUUAUUGACAAAUUAAACUUUACAUAUACCGAAAUAGUUGAUAAGCUUUUAGAGGCAUAUUCUGAAAUGGGUCUCCUGUAUUUGGACGAUUUAAAUGGACCCACACAGAUGGGCGUUGGAAAGAUAAGAGGAAGUAAUUAUAAAGGUAGAAGAGUAAGUACUGCAACUAGUUUUUUAAAUUCAGCAAAAGAUCGCGCAAACUUAUACCUUCUAAAGAAUACAUUUGCUAAUAAAAUUGUAUUCGAGAAUUUAAAAGCUAUAGGUAUUGAAGUUAAGAGAUCUAAUGGUCAUAUAAAUACAUUUCAUGCCUCAAAAGACGUGAUUGUAAGUGCAGGUGCAGUGAAUUCUCCUGUUUUAUUAAUGCUAUCAGGUAUAGGACCAAAGAAACACUUAGAAGAAUUAGACGUCGAUGUCAUAGUAGAUUUACCCGUUGGUGAAAAUUUACAAGAUCACGUACGAAUCCCAGUUCCAGUAACGUUGAAUACAGGAGCGGCGCAACAAACCGAGGAUUACUGGCACAAAGCAGUGGCGCAAUAUUUGCUCGAACAGACAGGACCACACAGCACUAAUUACGAUCAGCCUAACAUUAACGCUUUUAUUUCAGUACCAGAUGGUAAAACACUUCCUGACGUGCAAAUAGACCAUAACUAUUUUGUUCCUAACACCUCAUAUGUUUAUUCAACUUGUAGAAACAUCAUGUCAUUUACGGAUGAAAUUUGUAAACAAUUUGCAGAAAUGAACUCAGAGAGUGAAAUGAUAAUAUUCUUUGUAUCACUAUGUAGACCAUUCUCACGAGGAAAAAUACUGUUACGUUCAAGAAAUCCUGCUGACCAUCCAAAAAUCUUUUCAAAAUAUUUCAGUGAUAAGCGUGAUAUGGAUAUAUUUAUUAAAAAUCUUAAACGUAUUACACAAAUAGUAGAUACAGAUGUAUUUAGAAAUGCAAAAGCGAAACUUGAAAGAGUUAAAUAUAAAGAUUGUGAUGGGCAUAGCUUUGCUAGUGAUAGUUAUUGGGAAUGUAUGGCAAGGACGUUGACUUAUAAUGUAUACCAUCCGGUAGGUACGGUUAAAAUGGGAAAAGCAGAUGAUCCGACAAGUGUAGUAGACAGUAAGCUAAAGGUGUUAGGUUUGAAAGGUGUAAGAGUGGUAGAUGCUAGUGUUAUGCCUACUAUAACGAGUGUUAAUACGAACGCACCUACAAUGAUGAUUGCUGAACGUGGUGCAGAUUUCAUUAAAUCGGAAUACAAAAUCUCAGUAAGGGAUGAAUUUUAAGAGAUCAGAUCUAAGGUUAUUUUGCUAUGACG